UGGCCUCGGUAGUUGGCUAAUAGUACCCCCUCCCUCCCUCUACCGAGCAACCCAAGCCCCCUCGCUCCCUGCAUCUUCUUCCUCUUCCGAGCGCCGCCACCCAUCCCGCUGUCGAGCGCCCAUCGUCUUCUUCCUAGCGCGAGCGCCUAUCGUCUUCCUCCUCGCGCGAGCGCCUCCACCGCAGAUAGAAUUUAACAUCGUCGAAUGGCAGAUAAAAGGAGAAAAACUGCAGAAGCGCUGCAUGGAGCCAUCACCAACAGUAAGCGACCAAGGCUUCAAUUGAGUGACCUUCCUAUGGAUGUUUUGUGUUCUGUCUUAUCACAAUUGCCAAUGGAAGAGGCUGUAAAGACAAGCAUAUUGUCAUGUCAGUGGAAAUAUAUUUGGUGUCACCAGACAAGUUUAAAUUUCAAUUGUAAAACAAUUAUGCCACGUGUAGCCUGGUCUACAAGGGAAGCUGUUCGGCAGGAGUUCAUAAAGAGAGUUAAUGCAGUCCUGAGGCAACGCAAUGGUGCAGGGGUUGAGAAAAUGAACAUCCGAUUUGAUCUUGAUGAUAGACAUGCAGCUGAUGUUGAUAGAUGGGUAAACCUUGCAAUUGCAUCAAAGACAAAGGUACUUACCCUUGAAUUGUGGUUAGACUCUCCGGCCAUAGUCUACAGGCUUCGGGUAUCGGAUCCUGAAAGAAUGGAACCAUAUAACUUCCCUUUUCAGCUUUUUGAUGAAUGUAAUGGCUCACACCUCCGAUCUCUGCAUCUUAGUACUGUUUCUCUGAAGCUUCCAACUAAUUUCAAGGGCUUUCUCAACCUAAAGAAGCUUUACUUAAGUGGUGUGAGUAUUACUGAUGAAGAUCUUGGGCAUUUCGUGUCCAAAUGCAGUGUUCUGGAGUUUCUUGGAGUGCUCUUUUGUACAAUGCUUGAAACUUUAACAAUACCUCAUUCUGCGAACCAGCUUAAACAUUUGCAAAUCAGAUGUUGUCCCUUACUUCAUAAGGUACGGUUAAAUUAUAGCCUCAAAAUGCUUGUAUACAAAGGUCCGGUAACAUAUUUUGUAUCGGAUCGAACUUCGAGCCUAACAGAUGCGUGUAUUAAUCUACUGGAUGUCCGUACUUCCCUUAAACAUCUCUUCGCUGAACUAUCUGGUUCUACAAGCUGCCCCAAGAGUGUAGCAACGAAAUGCAGAGAUCUUGAGAGGUCUAUUCCACCCAGAAGCUCCACAUGUUUUCUUGGGCUUCGACAUGUGAAAUUGGAAGUGACCAUUUUGGUCUCUUCAGAGAGUGGAACUGAUGUCCUUGACCUUGGACAUCUCCUGAAGGCUGCUCCUUCGAUGGAAAAGCUGGAGUUGCAUAUGUGGAUGAGACGUAAACACAAGCCAUACUGCCGUGACGAUGGUGAUCUAAGGAUUCUUCCUGCACACCCGCACUCCCAUCUCAAACUGGUUCAUAUCACUGGAUUUUAUGGCCACAAAGAUCAACUGGAGCUGGCAGAUCAUAUCCUCAGGAACUGUGUCGUGCUCGAGGAGAUGAAGGUAGACCCAAGGGUGGCCAUAGAGAAGCUAUCAACAUCAGAAGAUGAGUACGAGGAAUCUCGCAACCUUGAUGGGCUUCGAGUCGCGUCUGAAUUUCUUCAUGACGCGGACCGCCAUGGAGCCUUGACCGUGUCCCUGUCUUUACCACGGCCAAAGGUCACAAUGAUCUGGAUAUAGUUAGGGCUUGAGUAGUUAGUAUACACAGCUCAUAUAGGUGUAUUUAUUUGCAAUGCAUUAAGAAUAAAUGCUAGUUUGAACAUUAUUAGCUGAGAAUUGUGUUGCGUACAAAUACUCUGUUGACAUUGCUUAAUGUUGGGGUUACUCAGUAAAUACUGAACAUAGUAGUCCAAGUGUUUAGAUAUAUUAUGGAUUAACGUUUCCUAAUGUUUCUGUCGCUUCCUCAGAUCCCAGUGUUGCAUGGGACGUGUUAGCUUUUUGUCAUAAA
This is a messenger RNA of Brachypodium distachyon (stiff brome), 1966 nucleotides long. Its product is annotated as putative F-box/LRR-repeat protein At3g28410. Gene Ontology annotation, molecular function: protein binding. Bases 205 to 1698 code for a protein of 497 amino acids. The transcript has 5 exons. The record is from RefSeq and is a predicted model, not a curated record. Lineage: Eukaryota; Viridiplantae; Streptophyta; Magnoliopsida; Poales; Poaceae.